Rhododendron vialii is the source of this 1542-nucleotide messenger RNA. RefSeq lists its product as uncharacterized. The transcript is spliced from 8 exons. Bases 470 to 1336 code for a protein of 288 amino acids. The record is from RefSeq and is a predicted model, not a curated record. NCBI's taxonomy places the organism in Eukaryota, Viridiplantae, Streptophyta, Magnoliopsida, Ericales, Ericaceae.
GGUGGUGGGGGGAGUGAGGGGCGAGGAGGGUGGGGAAGAUGAUGAGAGAGAAGGAGAGGGGGAGGAGGAAGAGGACGGAGAGGGCGAGGAAGAGGCGAGAGUGGACGUUGACAAUGCGUUUGGUUUCGGAGAGGACGCCGCAGAGGUUGAGGGCGCGAUGGUCGGAAUGGGAAAGCAGGCCUGAUUGAUUUCUAGAGAGAGAGAGAGAGAGAGAGAGAGAGAGAGAGAGAGUUGGAGUGUAGUAGUGGAGUAUUGGUAUGGGAUUGGUUUCAGUUUUCAGAGGUGUGGCGUCAGGCAAGGGUAAUGGAGGAAGGGACAAGCUCUCAUGGAAACUCAAUCAAUCUACUUUCUCUAAAAACUCGAUGAUCGACUGAUCCACGUACACAACGCAAAAAAACGGAAAGGAAGUCUGAUUUUGAAAAUAAUUGGUAACUCUUCAGCGCAAACCCGGGGGAGAGGUCCCUCAUUGAUGAAUGCAUCAUGGAGUAGGGGUAAUAACCAAAUAGAGAUUGUACUAAAUGAUAGGGGACAACUUGUAAUGCCUGAAGCAUCUCCCCUUGCCACUAACAUGGGGCUGUUGGUGAGGGAUGGUUCCCUUCUACCAUUGCACUAUACGGAUUGGCGCUAUGUCCCUGAGCACUAUAAGAAGAAAGUAUGGGAAGAAAUCAAGGCUCAUACAGAUGCAGAUGAUUCUAUGGAGAGGUGGUUCAUACAAUCUCUUGGAAUGAAAUGGCAAGGAUGGAAAUGUGAAGCAAAAAGGCAGGGAGACACGCCAUAUGAAAAUGAUGCAAACACACUAGCUCAUAAGCCCAGUAGAGUUACGGAGGAGCAGUGGCAGUGUCGGUGUUUGGUCUAUUAUUGGAAUGAUGGAUAUGUAAAGGAGAAGAGCAUAAACAACAAGGAUUAUAGGUCCCGACAAAAAUUACUACACACGAGCGGGCGGCAGACACAACAUUAUUUGGUUGAUCAAAAGGACAAGGAUGCGGGAAAAAAACCUACGCGUAUUGAUACAUAUAUCAAAACACAUGCACAAAAAGAUGGUGGAGCAGUUAAUGAAGAAACUUCUGCUAUUGUUCAUCCAGAUGCCUCUAGUGUGCACCGCCAAAUGACAAUCGGUAGUAACCAAGCAAGUCCAGAAGAGAUAGAUCCGCCACACCAGACGCAGCCGGGAACCAACUCUAUUGCCAUAACCGAAUCAACAGGUUGGUUCUCAUCAUCAGUGCGAGACUCAUAUGGUGCAAUCUGGAGAAAAGCAGACUACAAGAGUCACAAAGAAGAAGAGAAGAACAUCGCAAAAUGGUUCAAAUUGAGUUUAUUGGUGCAAGGUAAUUGUUGACUUGUAUGUAUGCAUUUAUUUAAAAUAGUUCCACAAAAUGGAGCUUAGACCACCUAAUAUUCAUCUAUUUGAUGCAUUCUACUUUUUGCACUUUCAGAGAGUCCAAUGCAAGAAACAUAAAACUAAAUCUUUUGUUUUGUCCUUUGUGAACCACAUACUUGCUGCAGCCACCAUAUUGCAGCUUUGGAAUUGAAGUUAGCUCUUAA